UGGCCGGAGGCCGGAGUCGCGUGCGCGGAUCACGGGACCGGGCUCUCGCCCUCCCGGAGCGCGGAGCCUCGGCCAUGGAGCCGCCAGUCUUCUACUCCUCGCAGCUCUUGCCCAGCCCGGAGCCCCGUUCCCGGGCCCCCGGCGCGGACAGCGACCCCAGAGCCGGGGCCCGGGAGUUCGAGCGGGGUAGCUCAGGAGCCGAGCCGCUGUUGGACCCCACCCGCCUCAUCAGAGACCCGCAGAAUGGACGCACCUACUACCGGGGCCGUCUCCUGGGCAAGGGGGGCUUUGCCCGAUGCUAUGAGGCCACGGACACCGACAGUGGGCACAUCUAUGCAGUCAAGGUCAUUCCCCAGAGCCGAGUGGCCAAACCACACCAGCGAGAGAAGAUCCUGCAGGAGAUUGCCCUGCAUCGAAGCCUCCACCACCGGCACAUCGUGCGCUUCUCUCACCACUUUGAGGAUGAAGGCAACAUCUACAUAUUUCUGGAGCACUGUAGCCGGAAGUCUCUGGCCCACAUCUGGAAGGCAAGGCAUACACUGCUGGAACCCGAGGUUCGCUACUACCUCCGACAGGUCAUUGCUGCUUUGUGCUACCUGCACCAACGUGGGGUCCUUCAUCGAGACCUCAAGCUGGGAAACUUUUUCAUCACCGAGAACAUGGAACUGAAGCUUGGGGACUUCGGACUGGCUGCUAGGCUGGAGCCCCAGGAUAAAAGGAAGAAGACCAUAUGUGGGACCCCCAAUUAUCUGGCUCCGGAGGUGCUGCUGCGCCAGGGUCAUGGCCCCGAGUCUGACGUGUGGUCCCUGGGCUGUGUCAUGUAUACACUGCUGUGUGGGAACCCCCCCUUUGAGACGGCUGACCUGAAGGAGACGUACCGUUGCAUCAAGCAGGUUCGGUACACGCUGCCCUCCUAUCUUUCCGCGGCUGCCCGACACCUCCUUGCCACCAUCCUUCGUCCUGUGCCUCAAGACCGGCCCUCCCUGGAGGAGAUCCUUCAGCAUGAAUUCUUCACCAAGGGCUAUACCCCAGCUCAACUGCCCCCCUGCAGCUGCACCACAGUCCCUGACCUGACACCUCCCAGCCCUGCCCAAAGCUUCUUUACUAAAGUGACCAAGAGCCUCUUUGGCCGCAAGAAGAAUAAGAGUAAGAUAGCUCCCCAGGAGCAGGACAACCUCUCCCGCCUGGUCAGCGACCUCGUGCUGACAUCCAUCUGCCCUCAGAGCAGCACCAAGGAGCCGAGGCAGGCCCAGGAGGAGGCUGAUGUUGCCCCCAGUCUGGCGGAAACAGCCCCAGAAGAGGGCUCCCCCAGGUCCUUGGCAGCCCUGGGCAGCAGCAGUGAGGGCUCUGAGGAGUAUCUGACCGCAGCCACAGUCAUGGAGUCGACCCUCUGUGCCCUCCGCAACUGCCUGGCCUUCAUGCCCCCAGCUCAGCAGAGCCCAGCACCCCUGGCCUCACCAGAGCACCUGCUGUGGGUCAGUAAGUGGGUGGACUACUCCAACAAGUAUGGCUUCGGUUACCAGCUGUCCAGCAGGCGGGUAGCCGUCCUCUUCAAUGAUGGUGCCCACAUGGCCCUGUCCUCCAACAGGAAGACGGUGCAUUAUAACCCCACCAACACCAAACACUUCUCCUUCCCGGUGGAGGCUGUUCCUCAGCAGCUGCAGGGCCAGCUUGGGGUCCUUCGGUACUUUGCCUCCUACAUGGACCAGAACCUCAUGAAGGGUGGGGACCUGCCCAGCGUGGACGAGACCCAGGGCCCUUCACCCCUGCUCCUACAGUGGGUCAAGACAGACCAGGCCCUGCUUCUCCUGUUCAGCGAUGGCACAGUGCAGGUGAACUUCUACGUGGACCACACCAAGCUGAUCCUGAGCGGCUGGGAGCCGCUGCUCAUCACCUACGUGACCCGGGACCGCAGAGCCCGCACUUACCAAGCACCGCACCUGCAGCGGCUGGGCUGCAGCAAGGAGCUGCGGCUGCGACUGCGCUACGUGCUGCGCCUGCUCCGACAGCGGAGCGGGACCUAGGGACUGCUGCGGGUCCUGUGGACCCUCCCCCGCGGGCUACCUCCAGAAUCUGCCCCAGCUGGCUUAGAGGGCUCCUCCGUAGU
Messenger RNA from Gracilinanus agilis (Agile Gracile Mouse Opossum), 2107 nucleotides. It is a transcript of the gene PLK3, whose product is annotated as polo like kinase 3. Gene Ontology annotation, biological process: DNA damage response; mitotic cell cycle; protein phosphorylation. Gene Ontology annotation, molecular function: protein binding; protein serine/threonine kinase activity; ATP binding. Lineage: Eukaryota; Metazoa; Chordata; Mammalia; Didelphimorphia; Didelphidae. Gene Ontology annotation, cellular component: nucleus; centrosome; cytoplasm. The transcript is spliced from 15 exons. Bases 75 to 2024 code for a protein of 649 amino acids. The record is from RefSeq and is a predicted model, not a curated record.